Molecule: messenger RNA, 1795 nt
Organism: Cornus florida
Lineage: Eukaryota; Viridiplantae; Streptophyta; Magnoliopsida; Cornales; Cornaceae
Product: UTP--glucose-1-phosphate uridylyltransferase
Exons: 21
Coding region: 195-1622 (475 amino acids)
Biological process (GO): glycogen metabolic process; UDP-alpha-D-glucose metabolic process
Cellular component (GO): cytoplasm
Molecular function (GO): UTP:glucose-1-phosphate uridylyltransferase activity
Source: RefSeq, a predicted model, not a curated record
CGCAUACAGACACACACUCUCUCACCAUCACAUUUAUAUAAAUAAUUCCAAACAUUAUCACCACCUCCUCACAACUCUUCACUCCCAACCUUCCAAUCUCUCUCUGUCCUUUCUCUCUCUAGAUCGAAUCUGUAAUAUUCGUCCUCCAUUUUCUCUAUCUAUCUCUGUAGAUCGGUGCUCUGUAUUAGUCUCCAAUGGCUACUGCUACUCUGAGCCCUGCGGAUACCGAGAAGCUGUCUAAGCUUCAAUCUGCUGUCGCUGGCCUCAACCAAAUCAGCGAGAAUGAGAAAUCUGGAUUCAUUAACCUCGUCUCUCGCUAUCUCAGUGGCGAAGCGCAACAUGUCGACUGGAGUAAAAUCCAAACCCCUACUGAUAAGAUUGUCGUUCCUUAUGACACUUUAGCACCGACACCGGAAGAUCCUGCCGAAACCAAGAAGCUUUUGGACAAACUUGUGGUGUUAAAGCUUAAUGGAGGAUUGGGGACAACUAUGGGCUGUACUGGUCCUAAGUCCGUUAUCGAAGUCCGUAAUGGUUUGACAUUCCUGGACUUGAUUGUCAUCCAAAUUGAGUCACUCAAUUCCAAGUAUGGAUGCAAUGUUCCUCUGCUUCUAAUGAACUCAUUCAACACGCACGAUGAUACACAGAAGAUUGUGGAAAAAUAUACCAAAUCAAACAUUCAGAUUCAUACAUUUAAUCAGAGUCAGUACCCUCGUUUGGUUGUUGAAGAUUUUAUGCCUUGGCCGUGCAAAGGAAAUACUACCAAGGAUGGAUGGUAUCCUCCUGGACAUGGUGAUGUGUUCCCAUCCUUGAUGAAUAGUGGCAAGCUCGAUGCAUUAUUAUCACAGGGCAAGGAAUACAUCUUUGUUGCCAACUCAGAUAACUUGGGUGCUAUCGUUGAUUUAAAAAUUUUAAACCAUUUGAUUCAGAACAAGAACGAGUACUGUAUGGAGGUUACACCAAAGACAUUGGCUGAUGUGAAAGGUGGCACUCUGAUUUCUUAUGAUGGGAAGGUUCAGCUCCUAGAAAUUGCACAAGUUCCUGAUGAACACGUCAAUGAAUUCAAGUCAAUAGAGAAGUUCAAAAUUUUCAACACCAACAACUUGUGGGUGAACCUGAAGGCAAUUAAAAGACUUGUAGAAGCAAAUGCACUCAAGAUGGAGAUUAUUCCAAACCCCAAGGAAGUGGAUGGGGUCAAAGUUCUUCAGCUGGAAACAGCAGCUGGUGCUGCAAUUAAGUUUUUCGAUAAUGCUAUUGGUAUCAAUGUUCCUCGAUCACGUUUUCUUCCCGUGAAAGCAUCCUCAGAUUUGCUUCUUGUCCAGUCUGAUCUUUACACCUUAGAAGAUGGCUUUGUGAACCGAAAUAAAGCAAGGACAAAUCCUGAAAAUCCUACCAUCGAAUUGGGACCUGAGUUUAAAAAGGUUGCUAACUUCUUAAGCCGUUUCAAGACCAUCCCCAGUAUUAUUGAGCUUGAUAGCUUGAAGGUGACUGGUGAUGUCUAUUUUGGAGCCAACAUUGUUCUCAAGGGGAAAGUGGUGGUUAAUGCCAAAUCUGGAGUUAAACUGGAGAUCCCUGAUGGAGCUGUACUCGCGAACAAGGAAAUUAAUGGCCCGGAGGAUAUUUGAGAAAGUUGCUCACUUCAACUACCGGUGGAGAGGCUACCAGUAGUAGUCUUUUGAGUACUGUUUUGGUUGUAAUGUCCAUGUAAGGUUUGAUAUAGAAAAUAAAUGAACCAUUUCUGUUUGAAGCCAAUGGCAAUUAGAACGUUUGCGGAUUAACACAGACUUUUUAUUAUCAA